GUGGUUCUGUGCCAGCGGAUGUUUCCCCAGGAACUGUGAAAUCUACUAUCUUGCCUUCUGGAAACUUCUCCUUGCCCUCUUUCUUGGGACCAUUGGCGAUGGAGAGGGAGAAUGCUGCUGCGAUGGGGACCCAGGCUCCUCCCCUGACUUUACCUGGCCUACAGGGUCUCACUACCUCCAUUUUGGGAUCUAUGAUCAGUGGGCUUCAGAAACCCUCUGAUAACGGAGCAGACAGUGGUCCUCAGGGUCCUCAAUUAGCUAAUGUUUCUCUCCUGGGAGAGCCACCAAAAGACUUCAAGAUUCCACUCAAUCCAUAUCUAAAUCUGCACAGUCUUCUCCCUAGAAAUAAGAUUGGAGGUGGAACUAAUAAAACAUUCAAUCCAAAGACCGGUGCACUUGGCAAUGCUUCCAAUCCCAGAAUGCAACAGGCAUCCAUGUCUGAUCUUCUCUUGCCCUCAUCUAGUCAAUCAGAAGAUAAUUCUGCAUUUGACUAUCAGCCUGACUUGGUAUCACGAAUAUAUCCCCAGGCCAGAGAGACAUCAUGCCAGCAAAGUGUAUUUGCACAUAAGAAGCAAAAGGUCUCAUCUCCUGGGUUUGAGCAAAACCAUCUAGGAACUCCAUUGCCCCCAUUCUAUACAGGGUCUCCAACCUCAUAUUUCACAAGUGGCCUUCAAGCUGGACUUAGACAAAGCCACUUGAACAAA
Messenger RNA from Thamnophis sirtalis, 704 nucleotides. Lineage: Eukaryota; Metazoa; Chordata; Lepidosauria; Squamata; Natricidae. The record is from RefSeq and is a predicted model, not a curated record.